AUGAGCAAAUAUGGGCAAAUGAUCUCUGAAGAACGAUCUGAUCAUCUAAAUCAACAAUUGGCUCGGCAAGGAGUCGAGGAAUAUGUUUUGCGACGAGGAAACUGGCCCAGACAACUUCUUGAGAGUGUCUCGCGGCCCACACGGAGUAGCCCAUAUACAGGGAUACCCUCAAACCAUGAACACUGUAUUGUCCAGGACGAAGUGUGUACCCAAAACCUCGACCUUAUCAAGGGAAUCUGGAACGACUCGAAUAAAGAUGAUUUUGAUAUGAGAGAAUUGCAAGAAAGAAAUGAGGAGUCAGGAUUUGGAUAUACAUCAUAUAACGCUGAUACAUUUCCUUCGUUUGUUCACAAUGAGAAUAAUCAUGACAUAAUUGCCAACGAAAGAUGGCGGACUCCUGCGGAUCUGCCCAGAAUCGCGGCGAGGGAGCUUGUGGAUGGCAUGAUAGACAUAUUUCUGCCACUUGAAGAAAAUGGAGUGAAAGUCAAUGAUCCAGAAGAGCUGGCUAGGAGAAGAGACUACUUCCUCCCAAGAGAUGGUGAGAAUGGUCGCCUCGAAUCCCAGGUGCUGAUUGAGCAUUUGUCCGGGGUUCGGGCGGCCACCAAGAUGCCAAGCGAGCCUGCCCAAACUUUGGUCAUGGAUGGAUUCGGAGUUUUGCACUGGCGGUUCCCAUGUUGA
Messenger RNA from Mollisia scopiformis, 678 nucleotides. RefSeq lists its product as uncharacterized. The transcript has a single exon. The record is from RefSeq and is a predicted model, not a curated record. Bases 1 to 678 code for a protein of 225 amino acids. Lineage: Eukaryota; Fungi; Ascomycota; Leotiomycetes; Helotiales; Mollisiaceae.